Messenger RNA from Trypanosoma rangeli, 648 nucleotides. RefSeq lists its product as uncharacterized. The transcript has a single exon. NCBI's taxonomy places the organism in Eukaryota, Euglenozoa, Kinetoplastea, Trypanosomatida, Trypanosomatidae. Bases 1 to 648 code for a protein of 215 amino acids. The record is from RefSeq and is a predicted model, not a curated record.
AUGCUUGCUCGCGUGCAGGGCGCUGAGGUUGUCGGUUUGGUAGAGAUGACAGACUUCGCUGCAUUUCGCGAGUUUCAGGCACGCUCCUCUGUUCUCGUCGAGCGGGAACGCGCCGUUGACCUGCGCCGCAAGUUGCUGCAGGAGGUGACACAGAAUGUCCAGCACCUCGCGGAGGAGUGCAGGCGACGGGAGGAACAGCUACAGCAGGAGCGUCUCCGCUUUGCCCAACGUAAGGCCUCGCAGGAUGAGAAGAUGAACGCGAAGGAAGGGCAGGGGCAGGCGCAGCGCGAGCGUGUUGUUGCACUGGACGCCGAAGAGACCCGGUUGCGCACCGCCAUUGUGGAGCGGGAGGAGGAGAUGCAGCGGGUGCACGUGGAGUUGGUGCAGCGGCAGGCACUCUCCUCCAAACUGCAGGAGGCGAAGAAGGGACUCACCCGCCUCAAGUGCCAGCUGGAGGAGCGGGAUGCGAAGGUGAUGAUGCUAGAGAGCCGCAUUGCGAAGAUGGAGAUGGCUGUGGAGAACCGACACGCCGUCCUUGCAGAGCGGCUGCCGAGCUACGACAUGCCACGAAUAGAAGAUAAGCACGGAACCGAUCUGGAGGAAACUGCGGGUGAAAGUAUUCUUCUCAUUGACGAGUUCAAUCAGUGA